UUGCCUAAUGCUUUGUGAGAGCACUUUUAGGAGUUGUUUUGAGAAAUAGUCCAUACUCGGACUUGAUGAGAGGGAUAGCCUUCUCGAGAACGCUACUGAUAUUGGCAUUCGGUCGUAUUGUCAUAUUUUUCAUUUAUCGUCAUCCAUGCAAGGUAGCACGUGACUUUACCUAUCAUGACUUCCAUUGUCUAGGAGCUUUACCUUUACCUAAAAUAUAUAAAGUUCCGUGCAGGCUUGGAUGUGCAGUAUUUUUCCACACACGACCCACGUAUGCGCAUAUGGAUCCACCAGGUGGGCUUGUAUACGUACUCCCUGAGCCUGACUUGGUCGGGCACAACGCAUUAAAACGUCACUGGACGCUGCAGAAAAUGAAAGGUCUGCAUGAUAUCAUGGUGAACAUAAUUAUCAAAGGUAAAGGUAAACAUCCUUAUAUAGAUAAUGACAUCGUUGUAGAGACUGGAAGUAAAGUGAGAAUAGUUUCAUUUUCAUGAAGUUGUAGUCCUUAGAUCAGAUUAGGGUGUAUGCAUUUCUUUUAAUUUCAAUUUCAUUAUUUUAUUGAACUUUAAUUUUUACUCUAAAUGAAUUUUACCAUCGUUCAAGUCUAUGACAAUAUUUUAAACUGUAUUUAAGAAUUUUUUGUAUAUAUUAGACACAUCAUGUAUGUAGUGACAACUUUAUUUUAAUA
Messenger RNA from Cucurbita moschata (crookneck pumpkin), 685 nucleotides. RefSeq lists its product as uncharacterized. The transcript has 4 exons. The record is from RefSeq and is a predicted model, not a curated record. NCBI's taxonomy places the organism in Eukaryota, Viridiplantae, Streptophyta, Magnoliopsida, Cucurbitales, Cucurbitaceae. Bases 66 to 491 code for a protein of 141 amino acids.